Molecule: messenger RNA, 3249 nt
Organism: Anopheles funestus (African malaria mosquito)
Lineage: Eukaryota; Metazoa; Arthropoda; Insecta; Diptera; Culicidae
Product: BUD13 homolog
Exons: 3
Coding region: 109-2121 (670 amino acids)
Biological process (GO): mRNA splicing, via spliceosome
Cellular component (GO): U2-type spliceosomal complex; RES complex
Molecular function (GO): RNA binding
Source: RefSeq, a predicted model, not a curated record
AAAUCUGUCAGCUGUCAAAGCAACAGAAAAACGUAAACAAAUCUCGCGGCAUUUUAUUCUGUGGAUUGUAAUUUUAGUUAGUAAAUUUCAUCACCCCAUUGCCUUGAAAUGGCUACCAAAAUCGACCAGAAAGAAUACUUAAAACGUUAUCUUUCCAACGAUAAGGACAAGAAGAAGAAAAAGAAGAAAAAGGAUAAAAAAGCUGCUAAACCGGGCAAUGUGGUAAUCGUUGAUGAUGAUCUGGAUUUAACGGAACUGCAAAAAAGAAUUGAUGCGGAUGAAACGGAUCUAUUCGGUCUAGAUGAGGAGGCACCGCUCGUGGUCGGAAUUAUCGAUGAAAGACCGCCUGAACUGAUAGCUAAGGAGGACUUCAAUAGCACCAAGUGGAAAGCUGUCGCUACAACCAACAGCUUUGAUAGUAUGCUACAGCAAAGUAAUCGAACGGAAAGGUCACAAACGGAUCGAAAAUAUUCAAGCCCACCGCUUAAAAGUGUGUCAAAUCGGCAGAGAAAAGAUUCGGAUGAAAGUCCACCCAGAAGGAGAUCGAAGGAAAGGAAACCUAAACGAGCCGAUUCGGAUGAAAGUCCUCCGCGUAAGUCUGCCGUCGGUAAAAGCAAACGACACGCUGAAGAUUCCGACGAAAGUCCACCGCGGAGUAGAAGAUCGAAGGAAAAGGAAAGGCACAAAAGGCGGGAAGAUUCUGAUGCGAGUCCGCCACGCAAACGUAAGGAAAGGGAAGAUUCUGACCCUAGCCCACCUCGGAAACAUCGACAGAAGGAUUCAGACGAGAGCCCUCCAAGGCGAAGGGAAGAUAAUGCGUCGGAGAGGUUUAAACAUCGUCGCGAUUCAGAUGAAAGUCCACCCAGACGGCACCGUGUGAAGGAGCGAUCCGGCCGAAGCGACGGUAAACGUGACCAUCCAUCCACAUCAAAGUCAAGGUAUCGGUCGGAUGAAUCGGACGCAAGUCCUCCCCGUAGAAAAGAUAACGAUAGGAAAGAUACCUCAAAUCGUAGACGUAAUUCCGAUGAAAGUCCUCCACGUCGAAAUCGUCCGAAUGAAUCGGAAGGUCGAUCGCGCUGGACUGGGGAGAGAAGAGAUCGUGCAGAAAGGAAAAGUCCUGCUGAUGGGCGUCGUCGACGUAACGAUUCGGAUGAAAGUCCUCCCAGGCGCAGAGGACAUGAAAGUUCCUCGCAUCGUAAUUCUGAUAGCCGAUCGCACCUCAAACCGAGUAGAAGAACGUCACCUCCGGCACGGAUAAAGCAAGAACCGAACCGUUCCGAUUCCGAUCUUUCACCCCCGAGAAAGUCGGGACAGUUAGCGCGACAAGAUUCGGAUGAAAGUCCACCUAGAAGAAAAGCAUCACAACGACGCUUUUCAAGAAGCCCAGAGCGGCACAAAAAGCGGGAAUCAUCACAUCGGAGAGAUUACCGUGAAAUAGAGCAACGAAUCAAGCAGGAACCACGUUCUCCGUCUCAGCGGCGCAAUGAACCAACCGACCGGAUGACUAAAACGCUCGACGGCAAACGUGCCGGAUUGCAGGAUGCAGCAUCGCUGCGGGAAGAGAACGAAAAGCAUCGUGCACGAGAGCGGGCAGCAUUGAUGCAAAUGUCCGACGAUGUUUCGGGUCGCUAUGCGGACACGGUGGUACGGGACAAAUCGGGACGUCGGCGUGACGUUGAGAAGGAAUUGCGCGAAGAGCUUACCAAACGCAAGCACGAAGAGAAGAAAAAGGAAAUUUAUACCCGUUGGGGAAAAGGGGUAAAACAGGUGGAAGAGUAUAAUGCGCAACUGCAAGCAGCGGCACACGAAAUGGAUAAACCUUUGGCACGGUACGCCGACGAUAAGGAUCUGGAUGAGUACCUCAAGCAGCAGGAACGGGACGGUGAUCCAAUGCUGGAGUAUUUGCGCAACAAACAGAAGGAAGAAAACAAACGUGCAGGCAUUCCGGAAAAGCCAAUGUAUCAGGGCUCAUUCCCAGACAAUCGAUUCGGUUUGCGGCCCGGCUAUCGAUGGGAUGGUGUCGAUCGAUCGAACGGGUUCGAGAAGCGUUGGUUUGAAGCAACAAGCAAGAAGAAGGCCGUUGAGGAGGAGGCGUACAAGUACAGCGUGGAAGACAUGUAAGCUUAACGAUGGUUUCUCAACGAACGGAACACUAGUGUAAAGUGUUGAAGGACGAAAUGAAGAAACACCCGACACACAUCGUUGUGGGAUUUAAAGCUCAAUGUAGUUAUGCAUUUAUUUUGCCUAUUGACAGUAUUACAUUCAUGGCGGUGACAUUUGUCCUCCACUAGCUUUCCUCACCACGUUUGCCAACGUUCCACGUUACAAAUCGGAGCAAAUUGCAGCCUUUUGGGCGUAUGGGGUUAGAAUUGAGUUUUUGGGAGAGGGUGUACAACCGUUCCACGCUACGCUGUUGUGAAGGUGUGUCUAUUACGGUACGGUAGCUUUGGCCCACCGGCAGCUUAAUAACUGCGAAGCAGGUUCAGCAAAUGAAUUGUGGCUGGCUCGUACGCCGUAAUUUCGAUUCGGUGCGUUUAAUUAUCAUCUAUUUAAACCGUCCGAUGGAAUGGAGGCCUACAGGAAAAUGGCACGCUUGAAAAGUGGGUAUCCUGAUGUAAAACAUGCUCUCGCUUAUCCUUCUUACGCUUUCUUUUUUUAUUGGGCUUCAUCCUACUACCUGGUCGGUGCAACAACUUACACAGCGUGUCCCAAUCGUCUUGUACCACAAUCUCUGGCCCUUACUUCGAUCGCUGUUUGGUGGAGGCUGUCUGCUGAGGCAAAAUGAAACACGGGCAUUACAACAUGGGUUCGAGACUUGAGUUUUCGUAAUUUGUUUUUUUUUUUCGUUUUAGCGUUCUCUUCUGUGUGGAUGUUUGUUUUUCUUUAAAGUGAUUAUUUAGUAGAAAUGAUUUACCGUGUUUAGUAAUUCAUGGUUGUAUUUAUAUCAUCUUUCUAAUGUUUUGCAUUAUUAGCUUAAAGAGUAAACUUUGUGUUUUGUUUUGUAGUAGUUUCUUUUUUUAAUGAUCUUUCAUACUCGAUCGUUACACUUACGGUGUCGGUUGUGUAUUUAUCUUUUCGGUGUUUCUCGCUUUAAUUAUGCUUUACCUUUCUUUUAUACGUUUCCUUUCGUCUGUCUACCUGGUGUGUUAUCCCACUUUCUUUGAUCGAGAUCCCCUUUGCUGGACUGUUCUGUUAUACAUUAUUUGCUAGAAAUUCGCACAAACGUUCAGUAGAGGAGCUAGUGUGUGU